Messenger RNA from Triticum dicoccoides, 478 nucleotides. RefSeq lists its product as uncharacterized. The transcript has a single exon. The record is from RefSeq and is a predicted model, not a curated record. Gene Ontology annotation, biological process: photosynthesis. NCBI's taxonomy places the organism in Eukaryota, Viridiplantae, Streptophyta, Magnoliopsida, Poales, Poaceae. The annotation marks the transcript as partial. Gene Ontology annotation, cellular component: photosystem II; membrane.
CCGCCGCUCGGCCUUGUCGCGGCCUCUCUGUCCGUCGCAGGUGGCCUUGGGAGGCCGCUCGGCCUCGGCCUCGGCGCUUCGCUGCGACCCUGCUCGCCGCGGGCGAGGACGUGCGUCGUCCAUCCGUCGGGGCAGCAGUCGGUGAAAGAGAAGGCCGCGGCCGGGCUGACCGCCGCGGCCAUGGCGGCCGCGCUUGUGCUGCCGGAGGUCGCGGAGGCCGCUGGCCCCGGGCUUUCGCCGUCGCUCAAGAACUUCCAGCUCAGUAUCGGCUCCGGCGGGGUCGUGCUCCUCGGCAUCAUCGGCGCCGUCGUCGCCGUCUCCAACUUCGACCCCGUCAAGCGAGGCUGAUCUCUGCUGUUUGUGUACCACGCGCAUGCAAAACUCCUCCAUCUCUUCGAUUAUUAUUGCGAAAAUAACAACGGUUAUCACUGCAUGUAACUUUUGCCGUUCAGAUUUAUUUCACGGGUGUGUGCUCAAA